UAUCUUGAGAUAAUUUCGUACGGCCUUAGGAAGCUGAAUUUGUUUCUGGCCGUCGUCGGAGCUUCAUUCACCACCACAACCUUGAGCACCACCGCUUCAAACCGCAACAAAAGAAGUACUGUCACUUCAACCUUUUUCCUUCACACUUCGAUUCCUUCAUUAACUGCUAAACAAAAUUGGGGUGGAUAAUUGUGCUUGAGAUGUCAUCUUAAGCCCAAUAAGGCCUUGAAUUUUCAGUUUAGGCCCAUGAAUAUUUGCUUUGGUCAUUAGUGGAAAAUUGCAGUUCCCAACUUCUUAUGGCAGCUGUGCGAGAAAUUUCUGCAACUUUGCUCUCUCGCUCAAAACCUCACACCUCUCUUUUUCGUCGUCUCUUCUUUCGUAGAAAGACUUCCAAGAUUUUUGUGAAAGGAUUAGCCUUUUCUACUACAGAGGAGAAAUUAGCCGAAGCUUUUUCUCAAUACGGCAACGUUCUCAAAGCUGAUAUAGUAUUGAAUAAAGCCAAAAAUAGAUCCAAAGGUUUUGGAUAUGUAACUUUUGCUGAGGAGGAAGAAGCCCGCAAGGCACAAAUUGGCAUGAAUAGAAAGAUAUUACACGGACGUGUCUUGUACGUAGACAUAGAUCUGCCUAACGAGCGGAAGAAAACUUAGAGCAGGCAACUAAAAUACAAAGGUUGAUAAUGAAGAUGUGCAUAACAGUCAGUCUCAGAAGGUAAGAAGGCACCAAACUUAGGGAGGGAAGGAGCCGCACCUCGUCCGAGCACUUCUGGUUGUUAAUGUUCACUUCGCCUUUCAUUGUACAAGUUACAUAUUUUGAUCUGCCAAUGAAUAUUUGCACGAAAAGGAUAUGAAGAAAAGGAUAGUGAAACUUAAAUAUUUUUACAAAAUUAUUGGCAAAAUGGAGCAGUAUUUUUUCAAUGCAAAUUUCUAGCUAAA
This is a messenger RNA of Cicer arietinum (chickpea), 932 nucleotides long. Lineage: Eukaryota; Viridiplantae; Streptophyta; Magnoliopsida; Fabales; Fabaceae. The record is from RefSeq and is a predicted model, not a curated record.